UCUCCCCUUUCUUCCUCUCUUCCUACUAGCCAUACAGCUACACGCACACCCCGACGCCUCCCCUUUCUACCCUUUCUCCUCUCCCCCAACUAGGACUAGCUGCUGCUGUGGUUAUUACAACCAACAUUCGUCCGGUAACUGUUCAGCGACGAAGGUAACAACAUCUACGCAUUCGGAGGACGUCGGCGACAAUGUGGCGACGUGUCGUGACGUUUUACGUCGUCGUCGUCGUCAUAGCAACGUGUUGUGCGUCGUCCGAGUUUGAUCAUCAGCCCCCAGCGGCAGUCGACACUAAUGAUUUUAAAGAUGGCUGCCACGCUCCAGUCCACCAAUGUCCAGGCACCUCGCUGUGUCUGCCCCUACCCUGGGUGUGCGACGGCGACCCGGACUGCCCCGAUGGCUCCGAUGAACUGGACUGCCGCGCGCCGGGCUAUCAGGCUCCGCCGGCAGAGUGCGCUGUCGAUGAGUUCCGCUGCGGAGGUCACCCACGAGCGAGGUGCGUGAAACUGACCAGGAAGUGCGACGGCCGACCCGACUGCAUGGAUGCGGCAGACGAGACGGAAGUGACGUGUCCGUGGGAGUGCCCGGAUGGAGACUUCCGCUGCGAGACGGGCGUUAGUACCCUGCUUCUCGGCGCUCGCUGCAUCCCUGAGAGACUACGCUGCGAUGGGCGCGCCCACUGCGACGAUGCGAGCGACGAGAGCUGCUGCCAAGUACAGGUCGGGAUGCUGUGGGUGGCUUGUCCCGAUCACCCCCGCCUCAAGGAGCCACAGUUUCGCUGCAAGGAGACUGGUCACUGCAUACCGGCUCGUCUGGCCUGUGACGGACUCAGCGACUGUCCGAACUUUAACCUCGUCGGCCCCGCUUCGGACGAAAUCGACUGUCCAGCGCCCCCUGACCCGCGUUUAGGUGUGGAACAGAGGUCGCCACCGCCGCUAGAAGCGAUCCAGAGGGCGCUGGUUGUGGACGUUGGAAAUCGUCUGCUGAACCGAUCGUCUGUGUUUUACUACGACGCUUCGCGCACGAACUUCCCUCGUGUGGCCAUGGACAGGUUUUUCGCGCGUGACCCCUAUCUCGUCAUUGACCUCAUGGCGUUAUACCGCGCGCUGACGCAGACGCGCGAUGACGUCAUCAACAGCGCGAGCGGGAGAAACUUUCAGAAGCUGGCGGCGGUGAUGGCUAGCCUGGAGAAUGUGACAUGGAACGCUAGCAAGGGCGAUGAGCAUGAUGCGUUCCUACUCGUUGGUGGAAACGAACAAGUGAGCAGCAUCGUUGCUGACGUCGGCAGGACCCUCCACGAGCUACGGCAACAUAUGAACAGCUACAGGCAGUUCUCCGCGGCCCGCAACCCGAUCAUGGACGGGCGACAGUGGCGCCGCUCGCGGCGGACGCAGACUGUCCGGUCAGGCGCGAUGGACCGCAGCCGAAGAACGCAGGGGACGCGGACCCGGACAACGAGAAUAUCCGGGCAGACAUCCGGCCGUACAUCCGGCCGGACAUCCGGGCGGAAAUCCGGUCUAAUAUCCAAACGGUCAUUGUAGUCAACGGUAUUGUAUUUGACUUACCAAGUUGCAAUUAAACUCAAAAUUGUUAUACCGAUGACAACUAUUAGAGGACUUACGACCACAUCGAGUAGAUAAUUAUCCAAGAAAUGCUACUGCUGAUGAAAAAACACACUUUUAAUAUAAGCGUAACAGUAGCGUAACAAAUUCGUGUAAAAUGAAGCACACGUGCAUGGAACGUCAUAAUUUUACGCCGAAAACUUUAAAAGCAUUUGGCUGCUCAUGUGCGCGUCAGCGACACGUAUAUUCGUCUAAAAACCACCACAACACCUUUUUGUUGCUUGAUCUUGAUCGUGUUAUCUUGCUCCUCUGGUUCCGUUGGUUUAGCAGCAAUACGUUACACAGAGUGAUGGAAACUACGUCCGUCCCAAAUACGACCGUCUAUGCGAAAAUUUCAAUGUGCACAUUUAUAUACAAACAUCGUGCCAAUAAAUACUGUGAAAUUCGCAAUAAAAAACCCUCGUUCGUUGAGUAUAUCACCAGUAUCGUCAUCAUCAUCAUCAUCAUCAUCAUCAUCCUCAUCAUCACAAAUAACGGUCAACUUUUGCCUUCUUAUCUCAAUCUGAACGAUUAAUAAUACAGCACACAGUUGAAAUCAGUUGGAUCACACAUCACCUUUAGAACACUAGGUAUAUUUUAGUCCGUAUUCGUUCGUGUACGAUUUCGUUUGCAAUAGCUCUAACCAUAGGACCAACCGUAGAUAUCUAUAGGUCCAACUAACAAGGUACCGAUGGGAAAAUGUAAUAUUACGUUGCAUCGGAGUAUUGGUUGACGUGUUAUUAAUCACAAUAACUUUAUUGACAUUAUUAUAAUAAUAUUUGUAAGCAUUAACGUAUUAUUAACGUUAUGUGUAGUCUUAAAUUUAUUCUGCAAGUGGUAUGGUGUCUAGGCAGUGAGUGAGUGCUUCAUGGGUCAACGUUAGCAGAAGUGCAUAAAGGUGUGCCUCGUUUUAUAAUAAUAGUCUAUAAAUUAUAGCCCCACAUUUAUACCGCGAAACAUUUCACUGGCGACAUCUAGUAAAUAAAAUGUUUCUCCGGCCACAUGCAGGGAUGCUCUUGCUCUUGUUUCAAUCGCGAAAUAGCUGUAGCACUAUGCGUUAGAUGUCAUUUAAUCAUGUCCCAAUCAAACUUCAAUCACAAUCAUUAAAUCAAUCAAUUAUGUCACAGUUCCCUGCCUAUAUGAUAACGCGUUCCGUCUCGUUCUCUCAUCUCUGUUUCUUGCUCAUAUCAUUUACAGCAUAUCUCGACAUCCCUAGACAUCAAAGGAAGCGCUCAACGCACAUUAGCCAAUCCGUUAGUCGGCAACGUCUCCUCCACCAUAGCCAUAUCCUGACUCACUCUAUAAGAUUAAUCGUAACUACUUCAGUAGAAAAUUUAAUAGAUUCAAGCAUGAUUAAGCAGAUACGUGGAUAUAAUCAAAUCGGCCAAAAUGUACGGCAAAUGUAUACAAAUAUGCACCUAAGGUCACCCGAUGUCAUGCGAUCCCACUUACAUGGUAGCCGCACUCAUAUUUUACACCAACCCUUUAAACUCCCCUCUCUACCCAACUCACCACUUCAACCACUCCACCAAAACUGAGUCGAUCCAAGCUGCCACCACCGCACCCAACCCAUAUCGGUACUCAUUACCCUACUCAGCUCCAAAACCUAGUGAAAUCUACCCCGGAUCCUGUCUCCGAUGUACAGAGGCGACCUCAUCUUAACCAUAUA
This is a messenger RNA of Priapulus caudatus, 3270 nucleotides long. RefSeq lists its product as uncharacterized. Gene Ontology annotation, molecular function: protein binding. Bases 192 to 1541 code for a protein of 449 amino acids. The transcript is spliced from 8 exons. The record is from RefSeq and is a predicted model, not a curated record. Gene Ontology annotation, cellular component: plasma membrane. NCBI's taxonomy places the organism in Eukaryota, Metazoa, Priapulida, Priapulimorpha, Priapulimorphida, Priapulidae.